CGGCAGAAAUACAAAGCCCGCUCUAGGAUGGAGUAAUCCAGGUUGGUCACAGCCAGCACAGUGGCAACGUAGUCCAAGUCACAAAAAUAGCGGUGUGCGCUGUGUUCGCCAUGAAAAGACCAGUGGCACGACUGACCACACGGGAUCCCUGGCAAGGCAAGGAUCACUAGGAUGAAGUUGGAGAGAAGCUGUAAAAAAAAAAAAUUUAAAAAAAAAAAAAAUCUCUUUGCCAGAUUGGCAAGGAGAACAGCAAACGCAAAUAACUGAAAAGCCAGACUAAAUCUCCUGAACACGGUGUAACAACCGCUAAAAAUGGAAGAAGGAAGGCCGUAAGCAGAUGCAGAGGGAAGAGCAAGAUGAGCACACGUCUUCUCUCCUCCUCUUCGUGUUCAAGCUCCCCGCUAUAAAUACUUUCAGGUCUGAAUGGUGGCAAUUCAGGUGGAAGAGGCUUUGCAGCUGAUGCUGGAGGGGUGAGAUAGCAGAGAAGGUUUCCCUUCGUUCUUGUGCCAAGAAGUGACCCUGUCAACUGUCUGCUGCCUUUGAUGGCACCCAGGGGAGAUCUGGGAGAAGGUGGAGCAAGUUUCUUUGCUGCUGGCCUUCCUUGGAGAAGACCAGAAGACUUUGCGUGCACAUGCAGUUGGCCAUACGGAGAGGAGGUCUCUAGCAGAACCCAUAUGCUAAGCUAUUUAGCAGCACGGUUUUAAGAUGGCAGAGACCACGAAGAGGCACGCUGAGAUAAGAGGGUGGACACUGAGUCCAGUUACCUGAAUUAGUAACUAUCUAUCAGCCUAGCAGCUUUACCCAUCUCUCCCUCUGCACAUUACUCAGUCACUCAACAAAUAUACUUGUGACUGGUGACAGUGAGCAAAAACUUCUGGGAAAUCAUUCAGAAAAGGAAGAUAAAAACUCAGCAGCUGGCAUCUUUAUAGCAUUUUUCCAGUCUGGAUUUGCAGACAAUAUAACCUAAGCCUCAGGCUGUUUCUGUGAAGUAAAAAUGUGCACUUAUGCCCAUUUUAUAGAUAAGGAAGCUGGUAAAACUGAUUUGUCCUAGGGGAACAGGAGGCAGAGCUAGGUGGACGGCCUCCUCUGCCUGCCUCCUGUCUUUUUUUUUAAGCCACCCUGUUCUUACAGGAACAUUUCUGUGAGGCAAAUGGUUUUUCACUGCCAACAGCUAUACAAACAUACUUUCAACACCCCGUACUUGAAAUCCUCUGGCACAGUUUGUAUCCACAUGCAAAGUCAAUGACUGGGAGACCAGGUCUCCAGCUGAAUCUAAAUGCUAAGUUAUUCAAAAUUGUAGACACACAGUAAUGACACCAGUCAGUAAUGAAUGAGGAGAGAUAGCCAAAAAAAGUGGGAAUAUGGUGUAAGGCAAUGCCACUAAGGUUUAUAUACAGACAUAUUUUUAAUAUCUUGGCCUGUCUUCAAGGCAGCUUCCUGCUGAGUUGUGUGUGGGCUUCCAGCUGUCAUGUGGAAUAUGUUUGUUGCAUUAGUCAUGCAGAGGAGGCACCUAUUUCUUAGAAACUGAAAGAACAGGCUUAGCAGAAUGACUAAUGUGCCUUUGCAGAAACUUCCCAAAUACUCUGAGAGAUGGGCUCCUGAACUAACGCCAGGGAAAAGACAAGAGUGGUAAGUGAGGCUGUGAACUUCAUAUGAUAUUCAGAGACCAGUACUGUUAGUACUGGUGUCUGGGUAUUAUUUGCUAAUGCUGGGGGUGCUCCUGAAAAAACUACAGAAACUUCUGGCUUAGACCUCAAUUUUUCUCCAGCUCGGGCAAUGGAAAAUGUCAGCAGAGAUCUGAGGGAGACAUAGUUGGAGAAUAUUGGAGAAAAAGAGAGAGAGACAUAGACUCUGGAGUCAUCACUGACACUGCAACAGCAUCAUCAAUGGAUUUGGGGCUUGUCACUGUUCCUACCAUGACAGCUAUGUUUUACUGCCUAAUGCCUGAACUACCCUGCUGAAAAGGUUGAGGGUUGCACAUUAAUAUCAUCAUGACAAAUGAAGAGUACAUUAUCGCUUGGUGGGGAAGAAGAGGCUGGGAAGGUGGUCUAAGCACAGCAGUGGGUUAUCCGCUGGACACAGUGAAGGUGAGAAUUCAGACUGAGAGGCAUUACAAUGGGAUUUGGCACUGCAUUCAGGAAACAUACAGGACAGAAAAAGUUUGGGGAUUUUACAAAGGUGUGUCUGCAUCAGUUUUCACAGUAUCGGUGAUUUCUUCUGUUUCAUUUGGCACUUACAAAAACUUCCUUUGUACCAUCUGCAAGCUGCGAUACGGGGCUGCAGAUGCGAAGCCAUCCAAGCUGGAUGUUUCUCUUGCCGGAGGUGCUGCCGGUGCUGUCCGGGUUGUGCUGAUGACCCCUAGUGAAGUGGCUAAGGUUCGCAUGCAGACUCAGAGGAACCCACAUCCUUCCGUCGCAUCUCCCCAGCCUGUUUCCAAGCCAAAGUACCGAGGGUCUCUGCACUGUCUGAAGGUGAUCGCCAGAGAAGAAGGUUUUGGGGGUCUCUACAAGGGCUGCUCUGCAUUACUUUGCAGAGAUUGCUCUUCUUCUGCAAUAUAUUUCCUUACCUAUUCUGCUCUGUGUGACUGGCUCACACCAGCUGGGAAAAAUAAACCAGGUAGGUAUUGGGAAGCAUCUGACAUUACCUGCAAAACCAGCUUGUUUAGCACUACGCUAAGAGGGAAAUCAGGCUCUCAGCAAACAUCGCCCAGUACCUAUAAAACCUCACCCAGAUUCAGUCCUCGCGUGGGGUUGUUUCCUUCCUGGCACCACGGGGCCAUUUGUGCCCUCCCAGCGCGGGUGUCAACAGCCUGUGUGCGAGGGCUUCGUCAGCACGACCUUGUCCCUCAGCAGCUACACCUCUCCCUGUGCGAGGGGUGUUUACGGCAUGCUCUGGUGCCUAGUAUGUGGGUAUGAAUUCCUCUUCAUGCAGAAAUAGGGUAUGUAGCUAGAAAUGCAACAUGGACAAACCUCCCAGGAGCCAUCAUGGAGCACAGAUCAGGGUCAGUCCAGAGCUUGAAAAUAAAGUCCAGGUGCAGAAUGUAAAGACCCUGAAGUUUCCUGGUUAUGAUUUGGCUCCCAAAACCAACUAUUCACUUCAAGAAAAGGUCAGAGAGAUGACAUUCAGCAAAGAGCAUCUUGCUGAGAAUUGCAAAGAUAAGUAGGGUAUGAGUGCUCUCAGGAUGCAUCACAUCUAGUUUGUGCGGUGUUAAAAUAGAUGCUGUCCCUCCACGAGCCAGUCUCAUGUAUUCAAAAAUUGAGUAUGCUGUGAAACUGAGAGGCCACACAGUUUGUGUGAGAUCACUGGAAACAUACAACUGCAAGAGCUGGACAAAAUAACUGCUGAAAAACAUGGAAGUUAACAACGUUAGCUGAGAAAUCGGAGAUGCUUGUGGCUGUAUGAGUGCAAGGCUCAGGUUAACUGCUCCUCCCUUCACUCUCUCCUGCAGGUUUCCUCGUUGUGCUGCUUUCUGGUGGUUUCGCUGGAGUCCUGGCCUGGGGAUUAGCUACUCCCAUGGAUGUCAUCAAAUCACGGAUGCAAACAGAUGAAUCAGACCAGCACAAGUACAAAGGCCUUGUCCACUGUGCUAGGG
Molecule: messenger RNA, 3592 nt
Organism: Harpia harpyja (harpy eagle)
Lineage: Eukaryota; Metazoa; Chordata; Aves; Accipitriformes; Accipitridae
Gene: SLC25A47
Product: solute carrier family 25 member 47
Exons: 8
Coding region: 1992-2915 (307 amino acids)
Biological process (GO): transmembrane transport
Cellular component (GO): mitochondrion
Molecular function (GO): transmembrane transporter activity
Source: RefSeq, a predicted model, not a curated record